GGGAUGUGAAAGCAGGAAAUAUUCUUCUUGGAGAAGAUGGCUCAGUGCAAAUUGCAGACUUUGGUGUUAGUGCGUUUCUGGCCACGGGUGGUGACAUUACCAGAAAUAAAGUCAGGAAAACUUUUGUGGGCACACCUUGCUGGAUGGCACCAGAGGUUAUGGAACAGGUCAGAGGAUACGAUUUCAAGGCAGACAUCUGGAGCUUUGGGAUCACCGCUAUCGAACUGGCUACAGGGGCAGCUCCUUACCAUAAAUACCCUCCGAUGAAGGUUUUAAUGCUGACGCUACAAAAUGAUCCUCCAUCUUUGGAAACUGGUGUGCAAGAUAAGGAGAUGCUGAAGAAGUAUGGGAAAUCAUUUAGGAAGAUGAUUUCAUCAUGCCUACAAAAAGACCCAGAAAAAAGACCGACAGCAGCAGAACUCUUAAGACACAAAUUUUUCACGAAAGCGAAGAAUAAAGAAUUUUUACAAGAGAAGAUGUUGCAGAGAGCACCAACAAUCACUGAAAGAUCCAAAAAGGUCCGGAGAGUCCCAGGUUCCAGCGGACGUCUUCAUAAGACUGAAGAUGGUGGCUGGGAAUGGAGUGAUGAUGAACUGGAUGAAGAAAGUGAGGAAGGCAGAGCAGCAAUUUCACAGCUCAGGUCUCCCAGAGUGAAAGAACCUGUACAGAAUUCUGAGCUAUUCCCAUCAGCUGAGCCUCCAGGUCCUUCACUCAAUGCUCCAGCACAGGCAUCUACUCAACUACCUCAGGCUGCAGGACAAGUACCUGCACAACCUCAAACUGCUGUACCUCCACCUAGUCAGGCUCCUCCAGCAGCCCCAGCAGCAGCCCAGGCCCCACCUGCCCCUGCUGCAGCUCCGGUACAGGAAGAUACAAAAGUCCCCAUCAGCCUUGUACUAAGGUUAAGGAAUUCAAAAAAAGAGCUCAAUGAUAUUCGAUUUGAAUUUACCCCAGGGAGAGAUACUGCUGACGGUGUGUCUCAAGAACUCAUUUCAGCAGGUCUCGUUGAUGGCAGAGAUCUGGUAAUAGUUGCAGCUAAUUUGCAGAAAAUUGUGGAAGAGCCCCAAGCAAACAGAUCCGUCACUUUCAAACUGGCAUCUGGUGUCGAAGGCUCAGAUAUUCCUGAUGAUGGCAAACUUAUAGGAUUUGCACAGCUCAGCAUCAGCUAAACAAUGGUCCCAGGAGAUGUUUCCCAACUGAGAACCCACAUGUGCAUAUUCGUAAUGCUUCUGUUAGCCUAAAAACCACUACUGCCAAAGAAUUGAACUACAGCCCCCUUCCUAGAAGCUUUAACAUUUUCCUUAAUAGGAUCACAAACCUUUCUGAAAUUACCGAUGGCGUUUACACCUUUUGUAAACAACUCUCAUGUUUUUGUAUCUGUCAUCUCAAACAUGCAGCUCCAACACAUCAUUGCCUGCAUGUUCAUUUUCUUAUUGCCUUACUUUAAAGAAAAAUACUACUGAGUACGAAGCAGGGGGUUCCACUGCUCUGAUGAUUUUGCCUAAAUGUUUGCAUACAUGUGGUUUCAUUUUUUUCACUUGCUAUUUUUGCACAAGUUUUAAUACUGAAUGGAUCUUUUUUGUUCUUUACCUGCUUCUCCUUCCAUCUGAAACACCAAUGUACAUGUUGUUUGGGUCACCUGGAGUGCUGAGACAUCUGCUUCUCUUCGGCUGUGUUUUUUAAAACUGCUGGUUUGAAUGCUUGCACCUGAGAAAGCAAGCCAAGUCUUAACCCACGGGAGGGAGAGCCUUCUUCCCUUGCGUUUGUGUUUUUUGAGAAGUUCCUUGACUUUGAGGUGUUAGAAGUCAGCUUCCCUUUGUAAACUGC
Messenger RNA from Balearica regulorum gibbericeps (East African grey crowned-crane), 1827 nucleotides. Lineage: Eukaryota; Metazoa; Chordata; Aves; Gruiformes; Gruidae. The record is from RefSeq and is a predicted model, not a curated record.